UCUGUAAUUACAGGAAACUGUAGUAACAUCUGCACAUGACAGCUGUUUAUUUACAAGAUUUGAAAUUAGAGACAAUUUAAUGUUUAAAAUGGCAUCAAAACCGACGAGUGAUGUCGACCCGAUCAAAAACGAGCGAAGCGGGAAUGUCCGCGAAGUGGGGUCGCAAGCGAUUUGGAGCCUAUCCUCCUGCAAGCCAGGUUUUGGCGUUGAUCAGCUGAGAGAUGACCGUGACGACACGUACUGGCAAUCAGACGGGCAAUUGCCCCACUUAGUCAACGUCCAAUUCCAAAGAAAAACAACAAUUAGUGAUAUUUAUAUUUAUACAGACUAUAAGUUGGACGAAAGCUACACCCCCAGUCGUAUUUCAAUCAGGGUGGGUAGUCACUUCAACGACUUGCAAGAAAUCGAAGUCGUGAUGCUCACGGAACCCUCAGGGUGGGUGCACAUACCCAUCAAAGACAUCAGGGAUAAGCCCAUCAGGGUCUUCAUGAUACAGAUCGCUGUAACUAGUAACCAUCAAAAUGGGCGGGACACCCAUAUGAGACAAAUCAAAAUUUAUAGUCCCAUAGAAAACCAAGGCAUCGCAAUUGACAAUUUCUUAAAUUUUUCCACUGUAGAGUUUCAACAAUAUGCAACAAUUAGGUAGUUCGAGAAAUAAAACAUUUUUAAGUUUU
Tribolium castaneum (red flour beetle) is the source of this 674-nucleotide messenger RNA. RefSeq names its product Anaphase Promoting Complex subunit 10 (gene APC10). The record is from RefSeq and is a predicted model, not a curated record. Gene Ontology annotation, cellular component: anaphase-promoting complex. NCBI's taxonomy places the organism in Eukaryota, Metazoa, Arthropoda, Insecta, Coleoptera, Tenebrionidae. The coding region runs from base 80 to 646 and encodes 188 amino acids. Gene Ontology annotation, biological process: protein K11-linked ubiquitination; anaphase-promoting complex-dependent catabolic process. The transcript has 2 exons.